AUGGUUGACCAUAUCUCCCCCCGGGCAUCUCCCGGACCGAUCCGUUCCUCCCAGACUCGCCGCGCCCGAAAGCUCCGGGAUAGCUGUACGAGUUGUGCCAGCUCAAAAGUGCGAUGCACCAAGGAGAAACCGGCCUGUGCUCGGUGUAUCGAACGUGGUCUUGCCUGUCAAUACAUGGUCUCCAAGCGGAUGGGCCGCAAUCCGCGCGCUCCCAGUCCCCUUGAUUCAACUCGGCGACCAUCAGAGAGUCUUCCUUCAGCCAGGUCGGAACAGGGACUUCCGGCGCAUAACACGUACUCAACGCCUCAUGCUCAUACCCAGGCCCACACUCAUGCUCAUUCUCAUCCGCAACCGCAUCCACAAUCUCAUCCUCAAUCGAAUCAACCACCACACGCUCUGCCCACCCCGAAUGGUAGCAGUAGCGUCUCCGCCAUCUUUUCUCAUCAGAGUCCGCCGCCACCCGUGGAGACCCAGGGCCUUGGAGGAGAUCUGGCUGGUCAGGAGCAAAGCACCCUGUCUUCCCUAACAGUCGAUUCGGAAUUCGGGGGCUCGUUGCAGUCAAUGGAACACGGAAACCAUGCCGAUUUCUUGGCCGAGUCGACGGGGAGUCUUUUCGACGCGUUUUUGGAAGUAGGGACCCCCAUGAUCGACCCGUUCCUCGAGUCGGCCCCACUACCACCGUUUCAGGCGCGCUAUUGCUGCUUUUCGCUAGCACUACAAACACUGACCCACCUCUUCCCCCACGCCCCGCUGGGCUGUCAACUACGGCUGACGGACGGUGAGGACAGUUCGUACAACCUGAUGACGACUGAUAUGGUCAUCUCGGGGAACAAGAGGGCUACCGAUGCGGUCCGGAAGAUCCUCGGGUGUUCGUGCGCGCAGGAUGGCUACUUGCUGAGCAUGGUCGUCCUUAUCGUUCUCAAGGUGCUGGCAUGGUAUGCUGCGGCAGCAGGCACCCAGUGUACCUCAACGGCGGCGAGUGGAGAAACCAACAGUGGCAGCUGUAGCAACAGUCCCGCCACCGUGUCCAGUGGCUGUCUGACGGAAGAGCGCGUGCUGCACCUCCCUAGUAUGGUGGGCGAGGAUUGUGUGGAUGAGGAAGACCAGCCGCGAGUGGCGGCACAGCUUGUUCUGAGCGAACUGCACCGAGUCCAGUCGCUGGUGAACCUAUUGGCCAAGCGCCUGCAAGAAGGUGGAGACGAUGCAGCAGGGAUACCGGCGCACCAUCCAGCGUCCCCUUUCUCACUACUCGGGUUUAGUGGCCUCGAAGCAAAUCUCCGCCACCGCUUGCGCGCCGUGUCCUCCGACAUUAUUGAUUACCUGCAUCGAGAAUGA
Aspergillus oryzae RIB40 is the source of this 1335-nucleotide messenger RNA. RefSeq lists its product as uncharacterized. The record is from RefSeq and is a predicted model, not a curated record. Lineage: Eukaryota; Fungi; Ascomycota; Eurotiomycetes; Eurotiales; Aspergillaceae. Gene Ontology annotation, cellular component: nucleus. Gene Ontology annotation, biological process: aflatoxin biosynthetic process; regulation of DNA-templated transcription. Gene Ontology annotation, molecular function: zinc ion binding; DNA binding; DNA-binding transcription factor activity, RNA polymerase II-specific. Bases 1 to 1335 code for a protein of 444 amino acids. The transcript has a single exon.